GGCUUAUCGGUUUCCGGCUCGUGGCAAAAUCAUGGAUGGUCACUUCGAUGGUUUCCCCUUUAACUUGUAAUGUUUACGACGAACAGGCAGAUUCAUGGCUUGCGUUGAAUCGUUUCGCAUGAUUUAGAUGAACAUGAACACCGACAUAGAAACAUUUAUUAGUAGGAACUGCCCUUGGACCAAGCUACCAGACAGCGUUAGACAGCUCUUGGGGAACUCUCAGAAGGAGUACGAGAAGGCAGUGCUUCAGUACAGCAUCAAAAACCAACUGAGGUUCCGGGGUAAUCUAGUGAGAACUUACCACCGGGAUGAGAAGUCCUACUACGAGAUUCUCCUGCAGUACAGCAGGAGUCACUUGAUGCUCUAUCCGUACCACCUGUCGGAUUUUAUUGUGACAAGAAUGCGUAUCACACCGUUUCAGUACUACAUCUCAGUCAUGCAAGAUCUUAUGGAGCAAGAAAGAAGCUACGACUCGCUGCCAAACUUCACAGCAGCAGACUGUUUAAGACUCCUAGGCAUUGGUCGGAACCAGUACAUAGACCUUAUGAACCAAAGCCGAUCAUCAAGACGUUUCUUCAGCGUGCGACGGAAGUCCAUCCGAGACCUGUUGCCUGCAAAACCAGUCCCGGAGAUUUCCAUCGAGCCCUGGUGGAUGGUUCAUGUUGGCUACGUCACCGAAGAUGAUAUUCGAACAGUAACGGAGUCGGAAAAGAACGUCAUUGACAAGAUAAUCGACGAUGGUCCUCAAAAGGCUGGAACUCUCGUUGCCGACGACGUCCGAAACCUCUAUGUGAAAGGCCUCGUGUACCUUGAUGUUCCCCUGGAUGAUAACGACUGUAUCUCAGUUCCACCCCUGGAAGGAUUCGUAAUGAAUCGUGUCCUUGGUGAUUACUUCGAAACGCUGCUGUACAAAAUCUUCGUUUCAAUUGAUGGACAGACGCCACUCUCUGAGCUCGGUGGUGUGCUCCAGAUCGACCUCCAACUAGUCAAGAAUGCGGUCUCAAUGUAUUGCCGCCUCGGUUUCGCCGUGAAAAAGAUAAAGGAGGCCGGAGAAUAUCACCUGUCGUGGAGAGCCUCGCAAGAUGACAAGACUGCAAGGGCGCGGAACAAAGAAGUGGAAGAAUUCAUGUCGGUUCUGCACACUGAGGUGGAGACGGAAGGUUCCGUAGUCGGGGGAGACUCUGUUCCGUCGUCUGACUCCACCAGUUUGGAUGAGACUGCAUCGAGCGACUUGUUUACGACCAGCCGGGAAAAGAGGAUAGGUUUCCUCUUCGAUUCAAACCUAACAGCAUUUCUUAUGAUGGGGAACCUCUCUUUGGGUUUGAAGAGCCAUGCCGUAACGAUGUUUGAAGUGGGCAAGCUUUCUGAUGAAUCGCUGGACAGUUUCUUGGCUGAACUGAAAAAGGUGGGCGAAACGGGAGAAGGUGAAGCGCAGAGAUACUUCGACCAUGCUCUCACACUUCAAGACACGGUUCGUUUCCUCCGACACAAUGGAAACGUCCAACCGGUACACCAGGGCGGCGCCAGUAGUCCGCACGGGACGGGGCUCGGCCUAGAUUUGGUUCGCUGCGAAAGCCUGCAGAACCUCGACCGGGACACCUGCGCUCGGCUUCUUCGAAAGAACUAUGCGUUACUGGUAUCGAUGGCUCCUCUUACCAAUGAAGUUCGUCCAGUCACAAGUUGCAUUCCACCUCAUUUGGGACCAGCGAUACCGGAAGUGAACUCUGCCUGGUUCAAGCUGUUCAUUUACGUGAUCUCGGGUUGUGGGCCACCAACCCUUCUCCUGUCCAAGGGAACUAGGCUAAGAACACUUCCCGUAGUCUUCCAGGAACACGAUAAACUUCUUGUGACGACUUGGAGCCACGAUCCUGGUACUGUUCCAACAUCCUGUGCCCUGAUCACACUUAAUGAUGCUCUUACACACUCUGCUGUGCUGAUCCAGGCCCAGGGAAAGGGUGGUGAACAAAGCUACAUUCCAUUUCCAUUCAAUAAAGAAGAGGAGCUAAGUAAAGGAAAUUUCUUGGUGAGCCACCCAGCCGUGGAGACUUUAACGAGAGAGUUGGAACUCCACCACUCGUGCGGCUACAUCACCAUGAUGCGAACGCAGAAGGCAGCAGGUGGUUCCGAAGAAAGCCGGGGAGAUGUCUCCGAAUGGCAGUUGCUCGACUGCAACUACGGGAUUCCGCUUUUCGAUAACGCUUUAAACAAGGAUGUCUGCAGUCGAGUUCUCACGCAUAACAUCUGUUCGGAAGACAGCUUAAAAUUACUGACAAGGACCAAUAGGGAAACUGCGUUGCGGUUACUGGAUUUUAUUUCACAGUACCAGGUGGAUUCGUUUGUUCUAAACAACAAUACGUUACCACUUCCAACACAGAAUCUGUUGUUCUCUGAUGGCAAACUCGUCGUGAGCAACGGUUAUGGACACUGAUGUACAUUCAAAGAGUUAUUCUUAAAAUAAAACUAAAAAAAUGUA
Ornithodoros turicata is the source of this 2473-nucleotide messenger RNA. Its product is annotated as protein FAM91A1-like. Bases 128 to 2428 code for a protein of 766 amino acids. The transcript is spliced from 22 exons. The record is from RefSeq and is a predicted model, not a curated record. NCBI's taxonomy places the organism in Eukaryota, Metazoa, Arthropoda, Arachnida, Ixodida, Argasidae.